This is a messenger RNA of Belonocnema kinseyi, 2117 nucleotides long. It is a transcript of the gene CarT, whose product is annotated as carcinine transporter. Gene Ontology annotation, molecular function: transmembrane transporter activity. The transcript has 11 exons. NCBI's taxonomy places the organism in Eukaryota, Metazoa, Arthropoda, Insecta, Hymenoptera, Cynipidae. Gene Ontology annotation, cellular component: membrane. Gene Ontology annotation, biological process: transmembrane transport. Bases 45 to 1952 code for a protein of 635 amino acids. The record is from RefSeq and is a predicted model, not a curated record.
UCCUCGAGGUUUCGCCAUUCUGAAAGCUGCCGAGGACUCCGAAUAUGCACCUGUCGGAUGAUGAGCCCUCGCCAGAUCGCAAGGAAUCUGAUUCGACGACAGCUGCCGACGAUGAUGAUGCCUUUGACCUCGAUGACCUAUUACCGGUCGUGGGAGAAUUCGGUCGCUAUCAAAAGCAGUUGCUUUGGCUGGUCUGCCUGCCAGCAUGUUUGCCCUGUGGCUUUUGUGCAUUUAAUCAACUUUUUAUGGCGAACACGCCUCCCCAUUGGUGCAAAGUUCCAGGACUCGAGGGGCUGGAUCCAGUAAAGCGAAGACGUCUCGCAAUCCCCACCAACCAGGAUGACAAUGAAACAUAUAGUCAAUGCACAAGGUACGAUAUCAAUUGGACUGAUCCAGCAAUCAAAGCAAUGGACCUGCUAACUCCUAAUACUUCAUGGCCGGUUGUACCAUGUGAUCAUGGCUGGGAAUAUGACAUGUCAGAAGUUUUAUCUUCAAUUGUCGUCGAUUUUGACCUGGUUUGCGACAAAGCAAUCUACCCAACACUUGGAUUGGUUGCCCUCAAUACUGGAGGCCCGAUUGGAGUUUACCUUUUUGGAACAUUAAACGAUAGAAUAGGACGAAGACUCUCGUUUUUCUCCUGCUUGGCCACCUUGAUAGCUGGUGGUAUGCUAACAUCGAUAUCAAACAGCUUCUGGACCUGGGCAGCUUGUCGAAUGGUAGUAGGACUCACAAUCCCAGCGAUUUAUCAAAUCCCGUUCAUAAUUUCAUUAGAAUUAGUUGGACCAAAUUAUCGAUCCUUCGUCACCGUCUUGACUUGUUCCUUCUACACUAUGGGUUUAUGUAUGUUAGCUGGUGUAACUUACUUGGUGCGAGAUUGGAGAACAUUGGCAAUUGUUACGAGUGCACCAUUUCUUAUGUACUUCUUUUAUUGGUGGUUUCUUCCAGAAUCACCAAGGUGGCUUUUAGCGAAAGGGCGUCUCAGUGAAGCAAACGAAAUCCUGAAAACUCUGGCAAAAGUAAACGGAAAAGAACUUCCGGAAUCGUUUACUCAAAGGCUGCGUCAAAGGAUGACGAUGAAGAGGACGAAAAGCGAAGAAGAAAGACUCCGGACUGGGCCUGGAGUCCUGUCGCUUUUUAAAACUCCUAAUAUGCGACUGAAGACGUGUCUAAUAACUCUCAAUUGGUUUGCCAAUAAUAUGGUAUACGUUGGGUUAUCAUAUUAUGGACCAGCCCUUGGCAAUGAAGAGCACCUCAGCUUCUUCUUUUCUUCUCUGGCUGAAAUUCCUAGCUACUUUGCUUGUCUGAUAGUCAUGGAUCGAUGGGGUCGCAGAUGGCCUCUUUGUUUCUGCAUGGUAACCGCUGGAAUAUCUUGCGUGGGAACUGUCCUGUUAUCUUCUGAUGCUGUCGUAGCGACCUUGGUCCUUUUUCUCAUAUCGAAAUCUGCGAUAUCAGCCUCUUUUCUCAUCAUUUAUCCAUUCGCGGGUGAACUUUACCCUACUCAGGUUCGAGGAGUCGCCAUCGGAUUUUCUGCCUACAUCAGUGGUCUUGGACUCAUUAUUAUUCCCUUCAUCACAUAUCUGGGCAGGGACAAUUUAGUUUUGCCCUUAGUAAUCUUGGGUGCAGUCUCAGUUAUCGGUGGACUCUCAGGCUUAAGGUUACCCGAAACGUUGCAUCACAGACUGCCCCAAACUGUGGAAGAGGGAGAGCUUUUCGGAAAAGAUUGGACAUGUGCAGACUGUCUUCGUUGCACUCCAAUCAGACCACCAUCAACAACUACUUCAUACGAAGAUCUCUCUGGCUGUGAAGCUGUGGAACUGGACGAAGUUCCAGAAUUGCCAAAAAUGGAAGAACAACGUCCAUCAGCUGGUGUUCGGCGUUUAGCUCGCCAGACGAGUAUGAUGGAAACUCAAAAAGAUUCGGACGGUGCGAUGAAAAUGACUUAUUGGUUUUAGGAGAACCGUGUUAAAAUGGGACCAAAACAAAAAUGUUCUCGCUUCUUUCUUUCUCAUGAUAUCUACUGACUGAGCAAACUGAGAAAUAACCGAGAAUUACAUAAUAAGUUUUAGGAAAUGUAAAUUUUGAAAGGUUUCAAGAGAAUAAAGAAAAUUUUCAUAAGA